This is a messenger RNA of Fomitopsis serialis, 504 nucleotides long. RefSeq lists its product as uncharacterized. The record is from RefSeq and is a predicted model, not a curated record. NCBI's taxonomy places the organism in Eukaryota, Fungi, Basidiomycota, Agaricomycetes, Polyporales, Fomitopsidaceae. The transcript has a single exon. The annotation marks the transcript as partial.
AUGAUGAAAUGGAUCACGCGUCGAGAGAAGAUGGCCGCAUACGAGGCCUUUCAAAAGGAGUGUCUAGUGGAGGAGGUAUCAGAGGACUUAGACGGCAACCCUGAGGACUCAGAAGGGGCAGCUUCUUGUCCAGAAGAGGUUGUGGACGUUGGGAACAAUGUCAAGAUAGCUAAGUAUCCUCCAGCGCCUCAGCAGCAUCUAACUCGUAUCCAGGAGCGGCACAAUGCUCCUGGUUUCUCCACCGCCUUGACCGCCUUCAUUAACGAUAUACAGCCAUCCGAACUUCGACUGAACCGCCACGACCUCUCUCGAACGUGGCUACCUUUCGAUCGGCUGGACGUCUACCACCAAGCCCGCUUCAGUCCUUUCGCGCUGUCCGACGGUAAAGAGGAGCAAGACGUCGUCAAGUCUAUCCCCGGCUCAGCUAUCAAGGGAAGGAAGGCACGGUUUGACACCGUCAUUGCUCUUGAGAACGGGGAAGCCGAAUCCACAGGGGUUAGAGGU